Jaculus jaculus (lesser Egyptian jerboa) is the source of this 6383-nucleotide messenger RNA. RefSeq names its product GLI family zinc finger 2 (gene Gli2). Gene Ontology annotation, cellular component: nucleus. The coding region runs from base 26 to 4651 and encodes 1541 amino acids. Gene Ontology annotation, biological process: smoothened signaling pathway; regulation of transcription by RNA polymerase II. The transcript is spliced from 13 exons. Gene Ontology annotation, molecular function: RNA polymerase II cis-regulatory region sequence-specific DNA binding; DNA-binding transcription factor activity, RNA polymerase II-specific. The record is from RefSeq and is a predicted model, not a curated record. Lineage: Eukaryota; Metazoa; Chordata; Mammalia; Rodentia; Dipodidae.
CCACCCAGGGCUAUGAGCACCUGAGAUGGAGAUGUCCGGCCCAGCCAUUGGAACAGAGAAGAAAGAAAGCAAGAGUGGGCUCCUGGAGGGCAGCAGUUUCCCUGACCCGGGUAAAAAGACCUGUCCUCUUGUGGCGGCCGCGGCGGCAUCGGUAGCGGCUCAAGGAGUUCCGCAGCAACUCUUGCCACCGUUCCACGCACCCUUACCGAUUGACAUGCGACACCAGGAGGGAAGGUACCACUACGAGCCUCACUCCGUCCACGGCGUGCAUGGGCCUCCCACCCUGAGCGGCAGCCCCGUCAUCUCGGACAUCUCUUUGAUCCGGCUAUCCCCACACCCUGCUGGCCCUGGGGAGUCUCCCUUCAAUGCUCCUCACCCCUACAUGAACCCCCACAUGGAGCAUUACCUCCGGUCUGUACACAGCAGCCCCACGCUCUCCAUGAUCUCCGCAGCCAGGGGCCUCAGCCCCGCCGACGUGGCCCAUGAGCACCUGAAGGAGAGGGGGCUAUUUGGCCUCACUGCCCCGGGCACCAACCCCUCAGACUAUUACCACCAAAUGGCCCUCAUGGCAGGUCACCCUGCACCUUAUGGAGACCUGCUGAUGCAGAGUGGGGGCACCGCCAGUGCACCCCAUCUCCACGACUACCUCAAUCCUGUGGAUGUAUCGCGGUUCUCCAGCCCACGCGUGACCCCCCGCCUGAGCCGCAAGCGGGCUCUGUCCAUCUCCCCGCUGUCAGAUGCCAGCCUUGACCUUCAACGCAUGAUCCGGACCUCACCCAACUCGCUAGUGGCCUACAUCAACAACUCCCGCAGCAGCUCGGCGGCCAGUGGCUCUUAUGGACACCUGUCAGCUGGUGCCCUCAGCCCGGCCUUCACCUUCCCACAUCCCAUCAACCCCAUGGCCUAUCAGCAGAUCCUGAGCCAGCAGCGGAGCCUGGGCUCAGCCUUCGGACACACACCUCCGCUGAUCCAACCCUCACCCACCUUCCUGGCCCAGCAACCCAUGGCCCUCACCUCGAUCAGCACAAUGCCUACCCAGCUCAGCAGCAGCAGCAACUGUCUAAGUGAUGCCAACCAGAACAAGCAGAGCAGUGAGUCCACCGUGAGCAGCACCGUGAACCCCAUCACCAUUCACAAGCGCAGCAAGGUCAAAACCGAGGCUGACGGCCUGCGGCCAGCCUCACCCCUGGGAUUGACGCAGGAGCAGCUGGCUGACUUCAAGGAAGACCUGGACAGAGAUGACUGCAAGCAGGAGGCCGAGGUGGUCAUCUAUGAGACCAACUGCCACUGGGCAGACUGCACCAAGGAGUACGACACGCAGGAACAGCUGGUGCACCACAUCAACAACGAGCACAUCCACGGGGAGAAGAAGGAGUUUGUGUGCCGCUGGCAGGCCUGCACACGUGAGCAGAAGCCCUUCAAGGCCCAGUACAUGCUGGUGGUCCACAUGCGGAGGCACACGGGCGAGAAGCCUCACAAGUGCACGUUUGAGGGCUGCUCGAAGGCCUACUCCCGCCUGGAGAACCUGAAGACACAUCUGCGCUCCCACACCGGGGAGAAACCCUACGUGUGUGAGCACGAGAGCUGCAACAAGGCCUUCUCCAACGCCUCGGACCGCGCCAAACACCAGAACCGCACGCACUCCAACGAGAAACCCUACAUCUGCAAGCUCCCAGGAUGCACCAAGAGGUACACGGACCCCAGCUCUCUCCGGAAGCACGUGAAAACCGUCCACGGGCCAGACGCCCAUGUCACCAAGAAGCAACGCAACGAUGUACACCUCCGUGCCCCAGUACUCAAGGACAGUGGCGACAGUGAAGCCAACACUGAGCCUGGUGGCCGAGGAUCCGAGGACAGUACUGAGGCCAGCAGCACCAGCCAGGCUGUGGAGGAUUGCCUGCAUGUCAAAGCCAUCAAGACAGAGCGCUCUGGGCUGUCUCAGUCUAGCCCCGGGGCCCAGUCAUCUUGCAGCAGUGAGCCCUCUCCCCUGGGCAGUGCCCCCAACAACGACAGUGGCGUGGAGAUGCCGGGGACGGGCCCCGGGAGCCUGGGAGACCUGACGGCUCUGGAUGACGCUCCCCCGGGGGCCGACACCUCAGCCUUGGCCGCCCCCUCCGCUGGUGGUGGCCUGCAGCUGCGCAAACAUAUGGCCACUGUGCAUCGAUUCGAGCAGCUCAAAAGGGAGAAACUCAAGUCACUCAAGGGUUCCUGCUCAUGGGCUGGCCCAGCUCCACACACCCGCAACACCAAGCUGCCUCCCCUCCCAGCGAGCGGCUCUAUCCUGGAAAACUUCAGCGGCCCUGGUGGCAGCAGCGGACCCGUAGGGCCGCUGCCCAACCCGCGGCUACCUGAGUUAUCCGAGGUGACCACGCUAAGCCAGCUGCAGGAGCGCAGGGACAGCUCUGCCAGCACGGUGAGCUCCGCCUACACCGUGAGCCGCCGCUCCUCCGGCAUCUCCCCCUACUUCUCCAGCCGUCGCUCCAGCGAGGCCUCGCCCCUGGGCGCCAGCCGCCCGCACAAUGCCAGCUCCGCGGACUCCUACGAUCCCAUCUCCACGGAUGCGUCGCGGCGCUCCAGUGAGGCCAGCCAGUGCAGCGCGGGCGGCUCCGGGCUGCUCAACCUCACGCCCGCGCAGCAGUACAGCCUGCGUGCCAAGUACGCCGCCGCCACCGGAGGGCCACCUCCCACGCCACUGCCUGGGCUGGAGCGGGUGAGCCUGCGGACCCGCCUGGCGCUGCUGGACGCACCCGAGCGCGCCCUGCCUGGGAUCUGCCCGCACCCACUUGGGCCGAGGCGCAGCAGUGACGGGCCAGCCUACGGCCAUGGUCACGGCCAUGGCUAUGCAGGGGCAGCUCCGGCCUUCCCCCACGAGGGACCGGGCGGAGGUGCCCGGCGGGCCAGUGACCCAGUGAGACGGCCAGAAACACUGACUCUGCCUCGAGUCCAGCGAUUCCACAGUGCCCACAACGUGAACCCAAGCCAGCUGCCACCUUGCCCUGAAAGGCGAGGUAUGCGCCUCCAGAGCCACCAGGGCACCGAUGGCAGCCUGAUCCACAGCACGUACUCACCCCGACCCCCCAGUAUCAGCGAGAAUGUGGUGAUGGAGGCCAUGUCUGCCGGGGUGGAUGGCACAGGGCUCAGCUCUGACCUGGGGCUGGCAGAAGAUGAUCUGGUACUGCCAGAUGAUGUGGUGCAGUACAUCAAAGCCCACACGAGGGGGGCCCUGGAUGACAGCACAAGGCAAGGCUAUCCCACAGAAACUUCCAGCUUCCCGGAGGACCCUAAGCUGCCCAGCCCUGGGCUACAUGGCCAACGUAGGCUAGUGGCUGCAGAUUCCAACGUGGGUGCUUCUGCCUCUGGCCUAGGAGGCUGCCAGCUGGACUAUGGUGCCCCCUCCAACCUCAAUAAAAGUAACAUGCCCGUGCAAUGGAAUGAGGUGAGCUCCGGCACCAUGGAUGCCCUGCCUAGCCAGGGGAAGCCACCGCCCUUUGCUCAGGGUAACCUGGCUGUGGCGCAGCAGAAGGCAGCCUUUGGCCAGUAUCCGGGCUACAGCGCACAAGGCCCGCAGGCCAGCUCCGGGAGCCUGGACAGCGCCCCGCCACACCUUCAGCCCCGCAUCGGAGCCUCUUCCACAGCCAGAGUGAAUUAUAUGCAGCAGUUUCAACAGCAGGCCCCAGGUGGCCCGUGCCUCAACAUGACCUCUGCCAUGAGUCCCCAAGCCAGCUACUCCCCGCUGAGCCCCAGUGGGGCCAUGAGCCAGUUCCCCCCAUCCUGCAACAACAUGGCAGCCAAGCCAAGCCACCUGGGGCUCCCUCAACAAAUGGAAGUAGUCCCCAACACCACCAUGAUGAGCAGUCACCACCAGGAACUUGGGGUGCCCAACUCAUCCCUGGCUGGGAUGCCACCACCUCACGCAGGCCAGAGCUAUCCGCACCAAGAAGGCUACCAGGGCCUUCCGCCAUCACAGCAGCCUAGCUUCAUGGAGCUGCCGCAGAGCACGGGCUUUGGCCUGUUGCAGCCCCAGCCACCCCUAGAACCCAGCCCUGCUGGCCGCCACCGAGGGGUGCGCGCUGGACAGCAGCAGUUGGCCUAUGCCAGAGCCGCUAGCCAAUCCAUAGCUACUAUGUCACCCAGCCAGGAGACAGCGGAAGCUGUACCCAAGGGAGCAAUGGGUACCAUGGUGUCAUUGACUUCCCAGCCACCUCCCCAGGACAGAGGCCGGGCACAGGACCAGAGCACACUUUACUACUAUGGCCAGAUCCACAUGUAUGAGCAGAAUGGGGGCUGCCCGGCCACACAGUCCCAGCCACCACAGCCACAGGCUUGCCAAGAUAGUAUCCAACCCCAGCCCUUGCCCUCGCCAGGGGUCAACCAGGUGUCCAGCACCGUGGACUCUCAGCUCCUGGAGACCCCCCAAAUUGACUUCGAUGCCAUCAUGGAUGACGGUGAGCACUCCAGCUUGUUCUCGGGUGCCCUGAGCCCCAGCCUCCUCCACAACCUCUCCCAGAACUCCUCGCGCCUCACCACCCCCCGGACCUCCCUCACACUGCCUUCCAUCCCUGCAGGCAUCAGCAACAUGGCUGUUGGGGACAUGAGCUCCAUGCUCACCAGCCUGGCCGAGGAGAACAAGUUUUUGAACAUGAUGACCUAGAGCCCUGCCCCAGCCUAGGCGUGGAGCUGACUACAGCAGACUUCUUGUCCUCGGAGCCUGGGGGUCUCAUUUGUUCUUUUUUUUGAAAUACAGAAGUAUUAACCAGGCCUGGGGGAAUGUGGGCAAUGAUUGGCUCUGACUGCAGAUGUUUUAAGAAAAGUUUCACAGGCGUCCUCACAGCUCUUAUGGACUAUUUUUUUCCCAAACGCUCACAAAAAAAUCUCCAUCGGAAAGGAAAAGAAAGGAUGAGAAAGUCAUUCACACAGUGUUUGCCAACCUUCGGUGUUUAUGGGACUAUUCUGUGCUGGCUUCUUUGCAAGCCUCUUUUAUUUGGCUAAUGAGGGACUCCAUUGGCCAAGGACUUUCUGAGGACAUACAGAAAGAGGGCACGGGAGCCACAUGUGGAUCCUGAGGUCCGAGAUCAUGCUGGAUGCUCUGCGCCAAGCGCUUGUUCUGCCACCCACAAGGAAAUGGAAUUGUUGCUCCCCAUCCCCCCCCCCACCAAAUUCCCAGGGUUGUUUAUCACAGAGGAAAAAGGUGCAAUUCCUGGGGAUGUUAGGCAAGCACCUCCUGAUUCCAGCUUGGGAGAGCUAGUGUGUCUGGGCCCUGAAGCAGAGUGGGACCAGCAGAUGGCCCAGGUAAAGAAAGAAUAAGACACAUGUCUUCAGAAGAAGGAACUAGAAAGUGUACUAUCUGGGGCCAGCCAGAAACUGCCCCAGCCUCGCCUAACCAUGUUUACAGUGUUCCUGCAUGUAGAAUGUAGCCCUUCCUGAAAAGAACGCUUGUUUCUGAAUACCUCCGGCUGCUGCAGUUAGCUGUGGGUUAGCAAUAGACUGAGGCCUCGAGGAGGUGAGGGGUAUCAAGCCUCCCCCUGCCCUCCCCCCCCCCCCACAUACCUUCUCUUGCCAUGGAGGCCUUCUGGUACAAAGGGGAAGUCACAUGUUUACCCAGCCAUGUUUCUCCAAUGCACUAAUGUAGCUACCCAUCUCCUCGUGGAAAACUCCAGGGCUCCAUGGCAGCCCUACACAGGCUAUUCCAGGCCAUGCUGCAUGGUCAGUGGUCCACACCAGCGUACAGUCUGAGUACCUUCUGAUCCCCCAGGACUUUUUGGUAUGGAGAGAUGACAUGCAUGGUAUUUGAAGUGGGAGGGUAAAGAGGUUGAUUCUUGGACUCUGAGGAACUGUUACUGAAUUCUCUAAUUCAGUGUGGCCAAGCCCUGAACCACAAGUGAGAUUUAGAACUGACUCCAGGAGGAAUCACUGGAGAACAUAAUUGUAGGGUGCGCCGGUGCAUCUUCCCCACCACACACAUGCGCACACCCCACCGAGGCCUUCUUGUGUCGUUGAAUUCCUAACAGCCUUGCCAAACCAAACUGCACCAAUCAGACCUGCAUUCUGGCUGUGACCUUGGCUUCGGGGAGGAACUUCUUGGUGGAGUCUGGGCCUUCUGGCUCCCAGCACAUCAAACUCCUUGUUUACAAUCCACAGACAAGGCCAACUCCAAAUGACAGCUCUGGGACAUGGCCACAGGGCUGUGGCUCUGGUGCUGUGUGGUCACUUUCAGAGAGAGAUCUGUACCUAGCAUUACUCACCUGUAUAUAUUUGUGCAAAUGACAUCAUUCCUGAAUAUACUGUAAGGUGAAUCAUCUGGCCAAAUUUAUAUUGCCAAGCAUUUUUAGCUUUUUCUACAUGCUAUGAAUUGAGGUGACAUGUUCAACUUGUAAAUAAGUCUU